Molecule: messenger RNA, 2434 nt
Organism: Pundamilia nyererei
Lineage: Eukaryota; Metazoa; Chordata; Actinopteri; Cichliformes; Cichlidae
Gene: p4hb
Product: prolyl 4-hydroxylase, beta polypeptide
Exons: 11
Coding region: 204-1742 (512 amino acids)
Biological process (GO): protein folding; response to endoplasmic reticulum stress
Cellular component (GO): endoplasmic reticulum
Molecular function (GO): protein disulfide isomerase activity
Source: RefSeq, a predicted model, not a curated record
AAGGCGCAUGCGCAUUACGCCUGACCCUCCGGUUUCUGCGUGCACUGCCACGUUAGUAGCGGUAGACACAAAAUACCAGCUACUCUCCCAACCUUAAACGAGGGGAAACGGACCUGAAACUAACACCUGUUCCUCCACCACAGCCGUAGCCGAGCUCGUCCGAACCUUUCGUCUAUUUUAGGGAAGAAAACUCGACGGCGACGAUGUUGAAGUUUCUGAUUUUCUGCACACUGGCUGUGGCCAUCAACGCUGAGAUAGCCGAGGAAGAAGAUGUCCUGGUGCUGAAGAAGAGUAACUUCGACGAGGCUCUCCAGGCUCACCCCAACAUCCUGGUUGAGUUCUAUGCCCCAUGGUGCGGUCACUGCAAGGCCCUGGCUCCAGAGUAUGCCAAGGCUGCUGGCAUGCUGAAGGCAGAGAGUUCAGACAUCCGCCUGGCUAAAGUGGACGCCACAGAGGAAACAGAACUCGCCCAAGAGUACGGCGUCCGGGGAUACCCCACCAUAAAGUUCUUCAAGGGUGGAGACAAGGAAUCUCCCAAAGAGUACUCAGCUGGCAGGCAGGCGGAUGACAUCGUCAACUGGCUGAAGAAGCGCACAGGGCCCGCCGUCGCCACCCUGAAUGAGGUCACCGACGCAGAGUCUCUGAUCGCUGAUAAUGAGGUGGCAGUCAUCGGAUUCUUCAAGGAUGCAGAGUCUGCUGGUGCCCAGGCCUAUGAAAAAGCAGCUCAGGCCAUAGAUGACAUUCCCUUCGCCAAGACCUCCAGCGAUGCCAUUUACUCCAAGUUUGAAGUGUCCAAGGACAGCGUUGUCCUCUUCAAGAAGUUUGAUGAGGGACGCAAUACCUUCGAUGGUGAGCUGACCAAAGAAGCGCUUCAGUCCUUUGUCAAGGCCAACCAGCUGCCCCUGGUCAUUGAGUUCACCGAGCAGACUGCCCCUAAAAUCUUCGGCGGAGAAAUCAAGUCCCACAUCCUCAUGUUCCUGCCCAAAGCUGCCUCAGACUUCCAGGACAAAAUGGACCAGUUUAAGAAGGCCGCAGAGGGAUUCAAGGGUCAGAUCCUGUUCAUCUUCAUCGACAGUGACAUUGACGACAACCAGCGAAUCCUGGAGUUCUUCGGCCUGAAGAAAGAGGAGUGCCCUGCCAUCCGCCUCAUCACUCUGGAGGACGAGAUGACCAAGUACAAGCCAGAGAGCGACGCCAUCACUGCAGAAAGCAUCACUCAGUUCUGCAAACUGUUCACUGAGGGCAAACUCAAGCCCCACCUCAUGAGCCAGGACAUCCCUAAAGACUGGGACAAAAACCCUGUCAAGGUUUUGGUCGGCAAAAACUUUGAGGAGGUCGCCUUCAAUCCCUCCAAGAAUGUCUUUGUGGAAUUCUAUGCACCAUGGUGUGGACACUGCAAACAGCUGGCUCCAAUCUGGGAGAAGCUGGGAGAGAAGUACAAGGACAGCGCCGACACUAUUGUAGCCAAAAUGGACUCCACAGCCAAUGAGAUUGAGGCUGUCAAAGUCCACAGUUUCCCCACUUUGAAGUUCUUCCCUGCAGGAGAAGAGCGCAAGGUGAUCGACUACAACGGGGAGAGAACACUUGAGGGCUUCACCAAGUUCCUGGAGAGUGGCGGCAAAGAAGGCGGUGCCCCUGCAGGAGAUGAUGACGAUGACCUGGAACCUGAGGACUUGGAAGACGUGGAGGACGACUCCGAUAGUGAGGACGGCACUGACGACGAUGGACACGAUGAGUUGUAAACGUCGGCAGAAACGGAGAGAGAGGAGAGUCCCGCCCUAACCCUCCCAAACAGUCACCAUCACCACCUUCACUUCUUUGUGGACCUUCCCUGUCCUGUGAACAUUCAUUAUUCCCCUUUAACUGCCUCUCAGUCAGUCAGUAAGCUGGCCUGAUAACAGCCCACCAGCUAGUCAGUCCAUCAUUGGCAUGGCAGGGCUUUUUUUCUUUCUUUCUUUUUUUUAACCCCCUCCCCGGCUCGUCACAUCUGCAACCUCCAAACCUCUGGCUCAGACUGGUCUUGUCCCACCUGGCGGGACCCUGUGGAACAGUGCACCAUUUCCUGUGGGAGACCUCAAUGCCUUGUCUGCAAAGCUCCACAUCAGCUGUCUGCCUUGUAUAUUUUGAACCAAAUGUAAGAAAGAGAAAAAAAAUGGCAUUGAGAUCCAAGUUUUCAAAAUGUUUGUUUUUCCACACGCCCCCCUCCUUUUAAAGAGUCGUUGCUGUUCAUUUGUUCAGUGUGGGUAUCAGCAAAUCGAGCGUUGUAACCUAUGUUUGUAUGUAAGGGGGGGGCGGGCUGCUGCCAGUGUUCUUCUCCCUCUGAUAGGACCACAGGUUUGUGUGACAGUUUUGUAAGGACUGAUCUCUCAGGGGAAAAGGGGCCAUCCUGUAGAUGUUUUCACUAAAAUAAACCCCCAUGGUGUAGCACAAAGAG